AUGGUGGCAGAGGAAUAUGUGGCUCCAUCAAGGUCACAUCUUAGUUUAUCGUUUAAGGUUUCUGAUGAUGAUGAUGAUGAUGUUAAUAAUGAUGAUGAUGAUGAUGAUGAUGAUGAUGAUGAUGAUGAUGAUAAUGAUAUGAAAUUUCAUUUGUUUGUACCAUCAAAGGAGCCAGUCAAUGAAGCUGUGAUUACUCCAGCUGAGACAGAGACUAAAAUCAAUAUUUUCAAGCAACCGAACAAUCCGACGCCGAACAGAUGGAAGCCCUUAUUGAAAAAUUACAGUCAACUGUAA
Molecule: messenger RNA, 294 nt
Organism: Lactuca virosa
Lineage: Eukaryota; Viridiplantae; Streptophyta; Magnoliopsida; Asterales; Asteraceae
Source: the annotation of a GenBank genome assembly